AUGCACCCGCUCCCGCGCGUCAACGCCUGCGCCUGGCCGCCUCCUUCUGGCCAACUGCGCCCUGCGCGCGCCCGCUGGCGGGUAGCUACGACCCCGCUACGCUGUCGCCGCCCCACGUCCCGCCCGACACGGUCGCCCGACACUCACGCCCGCGCGCACCGGCCCCUGCUUCUACCCACCUCCGAAGCCGCCUGUGGCCUCCCGCUGCUGCAGCCCCACCGCGGCUCGCUCCCCUACCCGCGUCCACUCCCCGCGCUGCUCCCGCCCGCGCCCCGGCCCUGGCUCGCUAGCCCUGCCGUGCGCUCGGCCUCGCCCCACCCGAGCUCGUCGCCGGCGCCGGGCCACGGCCUCGCCCCGCACCUGUGCGGGCUGCCGGCGCCCCGCCGUGCCCUGGUGGCCAUCGCCGGCCACGGCCUCGCCCGUGUGUUUGGGCGGGCGCCCACGCCCUCUUGCCCGAUAGGCAGCGCCUGCUAUGGCCUCUGGCCCAAUGCCAGGUGGGCCCCAGCCCUGUAA
Aegilops tauschii subsp. strangulata is the source of this 513-nucleotide messenger RNA. NCBI's taxonomy places the organism in Eukaryota, Viridiplantae, Streptophyta, Magnoliopsida, Poales, Poaceae. The record is from RefSeq and is a predicted model, not a curated record.